Medicago truncatula (barrel medic) is the source of this 849-nucleotide messenger RNA. Its product is annotated as uracil-DNA glycosylase, mitochondrial. Gene Ontology annotation, molecular function: uracil DNA N-glycosylase activity. Gene Ontology annotation, biological process: base-excision repair; base-excision repair, AP site formation via deaminated base removal. The transcript has 7 exons. Bases 1 to 849 code for a protein of 282 amino acids. The record is from RefSeq and is a predicted model, not a curated record. Lineage: Eukaryota; Viridiplantae; Streptophyta; Magnoliopsida; Fabales; Fabaceae.
AUGGCUUCUUCAUACUCCGAGGGCUUGAAAACCUAUGGCUCCUCCGCCCUCUCUGCCGAAGAAAAAUACAAUCAGAACCUCACAUUGUCCAAGAGAAACCGCAGAAUCUGCCUCGAAAGGCUUCCUAAACACAAUGACAAAUCUAUGGCUACAGGUCGCAUUAAACUACCGGAUAUGCUUGUAGAGCAAUCUUGGUUGGAAGCAUUACCUGGUGAAUUUCAGAAACCUUACGCCCCGGCUCUUUGCAUGUUCGUCCAAAAUGAGAUUUUCGCUUUCAAAGAUUCCGUAUAUCCUCCUUCGCAUUUGAUUUUCAAUGCUCUUAAUACUACUCCUUUUCAUUCCGUUAAGGCUGUGAUUCUUGGCCAGGAACCUUAUGAUGGACCUGGUCAAGCAAUGGGGCUUUCAUAUUCGGUUCCGGAGGGAGUUAAAGUUCCAUCCAUUUUGAAGAAUGUAUUUAAGGAGCUUAAGAAAGAUAUUGGUUGUUCCAUUCCAUCUCACGGCAAUCUUGAAAAAUGGGCUUUGCAGGGCGUUCUCUUGCUGAAUGCUGUUCUCACAGGUAGGAAGAAUGAAGAUAAUUUAAAUUCACAUGCAAAUAUAGGCUGGGAACAAUUCACAGAUGUUGUUAUCAAGACGAUCUCUGAGAAGAAGGAAGGGGUCGUGUUUCUGAUGUGGGGAGAGUCUGCUCAGGAGAAAAUUCGCUUAAUUGAUCAAACCAAGCAUCACAUUCUAAAAGCUGAACAUCCCUCCGUGUUGACUGUGAAAAGAGGUUUCUUUGGCUGCAAGCACUUCUCUAAAACUAACCAACUUCUGGAGCAAAAGGGGUUUGAUCCCAUAGAUUGGCAACUAUAA